Molecule: messenger RNA, 4617 nt
Organism: Sander lucioperca (pikeperch)
Lineage: Eukaryota; Metazoa; Chordata; Actinopteri; Perciformes; Percidae
Gene: smap2
Product: small ArfGAP2
Exons: 9
Coding region: 145-1575 (476 amino acids)
Biological process (GO): regulation of clathrin-dependent endocytosis
Molecular function (GO): GTPase activator activity
Source: RefSeq, a predicted model, not a curated record
CAAACUCGCCCUGCUUUACAGCGAGGAAGAGAAGGAACGGAAAGCAUCGGCUCUGCACACACUGCUUUAAUAAUAAAAUAAGAGAGGCUAUUUGACAAAAGCCGGCACUGACUGCAGGGGCUGCGGAGGAGGUGGACGAGUGCAAUGAUGACGGACAAAUCUGUAAAAGACGUUGACAGAUACCAGACUGUCCUCAACUCUUUACUGGCGCUGGAAGAUAAUAAAUACUGCGCUGACUGCGAAUCAAAAGGUCCAAGAUGGUCGUCCUGGAAUUUGGGCAUCUUCAUCUGUAUCCGCUGUGCUGGUAUCCAUCGAAACCUGGGGGUCCACAUAUCCAAGGUUAAGUCUGUCAAUCUGGACCAGUGGACACAGGAGCAGGUCCAGUGUGUUCAGGAGAUGGGAAAUGCCAAAGCCAAACGUCUCUACGAGGCAUUCUUACCUGAGUGUUUUCAGCGCCCCGAGACAGACCAGUCUGCAGAGAGCUUCAUCAGGGACAAGUAUGACAAGAAGAAGUACAUGGAUAAGGUCAUUGACAUCCAGAUGCUCAGGAAAGAAAAGAGCUGUGAAAACAUACCUAAAGAACCAGUUGUGUUUGAGAAGAUGAAAUUGAAAAAAACCAUCAGUCCCAAGACAGAUUCCCAGUCUGUUACAGAUCUGCUCGGAUUAGAUGCCCCUGUUGCAAGUCCUGUAGUGUCUAAUGGUGGAGGAUGUGUUCCAGACAGUAAUAAGAGCCCAGCGGUGUCCAAUCCAGCUCUGGCACACUCUGCACUGGAUCUCUUCAGCUCCCUGCCAGCAGCCUCCUCUGCUUCCUUCACUAAAACCACGCCUGUUUCCAGCUCCAUGCAUCAGAGCAGAGUGACUGCCUCGGUGCCUGAAAACCUCAGUCUGUUCCUGGAUCCGGCACCCAAAGCAGAGGAGGCCACUGUCAAGAAACUGUCCAAGGACUCUAUUCUCUCUCUGUACGCCUCUACCCCCUCAGUGCACACCAGCAGUAUGGCUACUCACGCAGGGUUGUACUUGAACCAAAUAGGAUACCCGACACACCCGUACGGAUCGUACCAUUCCUUAGCCCAGGCAGGUGGCAUGGGAGGCACCAUGAUGACAUCACAGAUGGCCAUGAUGGGACAGCAACAGAGCGGCCCGAUUAGAGCUCAACAGAGCGGCAUGAUGGGACAGCAGAAUGGCUUAAUGGGUGCCACGGGUGCCAUGGCUCAGCCUAGUGGCGUUAUGGCAUCACCCUACAUGACAGGAAUGACCCAGGGCAUGAUGGGACAGCAGCAAAGCGGAAUGAUGGUUCAGCAGCAGAGUGGCAUUAUGGGACAGCAGCAGAGUGGCAUCAUGGGACAGCAGCAGAGUGGGAUGAUGGGACAACAGCAGGUUGGAGGCUUACCUCAUCAGCAGGUGUACGGAGUGCAACAUGCCCAGCAGCUACAGUGGAACAUUACUCAGGUGACUCAGCACAUGGCCGGCAUGAAUCUCUACAACACCAACGGCAUGAUGAGAUACAGCAGUCAACAAAUGGGAGGCUCGACAACUCCAAGCUCAGCGCACAUGACAGCACACGUUUGGAAAUGAUCUCAUCUAUCCAGAAAGUGAUUUAACGCCAAUAACCCACAAAAGAGAGGGGAACUGAGUUGUAGGAAUCGGUGGAUCACACUCUCCAGGAGGACAUUUUCUAAUGCAAGGGAGGAGGAGAAUGAGGAGGAGACAGAUGUAAAGAAAAAUAGGGUUUGGGAAACCAUUACUACCUCUCUUUCUCUCUCCAGUCUGCCCAUGCUUCCUCUUCUUGUCCCAUACAUUGCCAUGUUUUGCAUAUUCCCAUGCUUGCCUUCAGGACACUUUGGUAUGAUGUCCAAGACAACAGGGUUCAGAGGUUCACUGGUUAGGACUACACAUCUACACAUCUUUCCUACCUGCCUGUAUGUGAGAUUGUGUGCGCCAUAAAGACAAAAUGGAUUUUUUUUAUUACAUACAUUUGCUGUAUGUAGGUGUCAACUAACUGCUUCACCUAAAAGAACAGUUUGGUUUUUGGAGAACAUUGUUUUUCUUACUUGAUCAGAAUCAGCGCAGCUUUAACUCAAUUGGUUGAUGUGCUUCAAUAUUGAUGUUUAUUUGAACAAUACGCAUUUACCAUAAAAAGAGAAAAACAUAUCUUGUUGCAAGAAUAAUGGGUUAAUGUUUUGUAAUUUGUUAAAUAGUAUAACAUGUUGGGAAAUAUUCGUAUUUGAUGUUUUGCUAAGUGUUAAAUGAGUAGGUCAAUACCACUCUUAUGUCUGUACGUCAAAUAUGAGGCUACCACCAGCAGCUGGUUAGCUUAGCAUAAAUACUAGAAAAAAGACUGACUUUGUAUGUAUUUAACAAAUGAAAUAUAAUGUGUUAAUCAGCGAGCUUUAGAUGUGCUGGUUGACACUUUGGACAGAGACAGGCUAGCUGUUUCCACCUGUUUCUAGUCUUUGUGCUAAGCUAUCUGGCUGCUGCCGUUAGCGUACCAUGCAGACGUGAGAGUGCUAUCAAUUUUCUCAUGUAACUCUUGGCAAGAACGUGAAUUAGCGUUCAGCUAAGAUUUUGGUUCAUGUUAAACCAAAAUCUUUUAACCCAUAACAAUGUUUCUUAAAUAGUUCACAUCAGAAUCCGAUAAUAAGCUUAAUUUGAGCCGCAACCGUAUUUGUGAAGGAGCAACUAAAAAUGUUUUUCCAGCCAGCUUUUAAGCGCACAAGGGUUAAGAGUUUGAUAGCUUAAAGGUUUCAGUCGACAAAUCGUUUUAAAUUAUAGUUCCCUUCUUGUUUGAAGGAAAAUCAAGCUAGGCUAGGCUAUGCUAACUUAGUCUGUUAAUUUAUCACCUUCAAGUACCUAAGUUGUAAAAUCUUACAAACAACAAUGUAUCCCCUUCCUAAAUACAACAAUAUUUAAAUUUAAGAAAUCCCUUUACGUGUUGAUAAGUUCCUAGAUCCUCACUGUCUCACAAGUUAAAGCAGCAACACAACCUACGUAAACCUUAUUUAUGAUGUCUUCUACUCAAUUUACACAGGGCUUCUUUUAGAUUCAAUAUCUAAUAAGUGUCAAAGGUCCUAAACUGGAUUUUGGGAGACCAAAGAUCAACGCUAGCUUUAUUAUGGUUGUACAGUAUGCCAAUGCUUUGUUACAUCUGUGUAGACACUUAGCUAGUGAUCAGUAAAACAUUCAACACUCCUUUAACAGUAUGUUCUGUCAAACCUGCUCUUACACAAUGAACAUUUGGGCAUAUCAAUUCACUGUGCUAUUUCCGGUGGGACAUUUAACAAGUCACUUGCAUGCACGUAAAUGUUGAGGUAACACUCACACACCUCGAGUUAAUCUACCUUGUACAAUAGAGGCCUCAAAUAAUGUUGAAUGUCUGUAAAUAAGAGAUAAGUAGAGAGAAAGGGAGAGAGAGAGAGAGAGAGAGAGAGAGAGAGAGAGAGAGAGAGAGAGAGAGAGAUGGGGACAAAGAGUCAAAAGAAAAGCUUUAAGGUACAGAUCAGCCAUGUUUCAGAUUGUUCCACUGAAUUGCAUGAAGAGAAUGUUUAUCUAGCUCUGAUUGUAUGUACUGUAUGUUUAUCAAGAUACCUGAAUGUGUCUCUCUGAAUGUUAAUCUCUCUACAUGUCGAUCGCUCUACGACCAAGACACAACAAAAUGUCUCAAUGAAUGUGCGUCCUGAAUGUGUUUCGCAAAUGUACCAACUCGUUUUGAAUAUGCACACCUGAGUAUUGUUGGGGUGUGCUUGUUUUUGAUAUUCUACGACUCUGUCGAGCAAUGUACACGUCGUGUCUUUGGAAUGUUCUGUCGUCCUGUCCGUUUUUGGAGAAUUGUUAAAUUCCAACCAAUGUUUUUUUAAAUAUCUUACUGUCAAAUUAACAGCAAACUGUGACCAGACUGACACAUUUUCAGGUCACUCGGGGGCGUUUACAGUUUGGCCAAAUCACAUUGUGAAGCAAAAAGCGAUUGUACGCCCACAAUCUGUCACCUCUCAAUGUUUAAGUGAACCCUUCCACACCUCUCCUACACAAGCCAUCUCUCUCUGUGUCCUGAUUUUCUCUGGAAGUGUUCUAAAUAUGUCCAUUCUUAUAAAUGCAUGAAGCCAUUAGUGUAAAUAAUCUGUCUUUGUUUUUUGUUUUUCUUCGUAGAAACACUUAGGUGUUAAGUUGACACUUUGACUGUGAGGCAUAAGAGUUAAAAGAGAAAUACAUUACCAUACUCUGCCAUAAUAAGAUUCAUAUUAACUGCUGCCAAUAAACAAGCAGUACAGCCUUUCACAACUCAGAUAACCCGUCUAUUUCUUCCAGGUAUUUCUUUCAAUUUGAGCUAAUUUGGUGGCAGUUGAGGCAACAGUUUGACAGCAGCAGACACUUUCUCAGCUGAGAGCAAUAUCACCAUCUGGGCAGUGUAACAGCAGAUCUGUCAGCUAUAGUGAAGAAAAGUUUCUGGAAAAAGCAGUAAAAAUCCAUCUCUGUGGGUGAUAAGGCCUCAUCUGAGCGUUUUCAUUUGUGAUUAUCUUUUAACUUUAGUUUGUUUGUAAUCAGUUACUUUUUUUUUUGGUCUGGUAUAUAUUUUCUGUGAAAUAAGAGCAAAUAAAAGGAAUGUAUCUUUUCACUUGUCAA